GCUUAUUAAAUUAUCAAUGGAUACCUUAAACCCAUAUCUUCUUCCUCUCCUUCUUCUUCCUCUCUCUAUAUACCUCAUCUUUUCCAUUCGAAAAAGGGCCUCCGGGAACCUGAAAAACCCUCCUCCUGGCUCCAUGGGUUGGCCGUUUCUCGGAGAAAACAUGGAGCUCGACCGUCUAGGCUCAGAGAAGCUAGUGAAGGAGAGAAUGCAGAAAUACUCUCGAGAUGCAUUCAAAACCUCGUUGUUUGGAGAGAAAAUAGCGGUGCUAUGCGGCGCACAAGGCAACAAGUUCAUCUUCAAGAACCAAAACGAACUCUUCGCCCGGUGGUCGCUUCCUUCAUUGGCAAAGGCUAUAUACCCAGAUCUCGAAAGAACCAGGUGUCAAGAACCAAAGGCCUCCUUCGACAACUUCCAAUACGACAUCCUCAAACCGGACGCCUUGAAGAAGUACGUGCCAGUGAUGGACUCGUUAGCUCGUGAGCAUCUUGAAACCGAAUGGAGAGGUAGCUCAGUGGUGGAGGCUCUUCCAUCGACAAAGAAGUACGCCCUCUCGUUGGCGUGCAUGAUAUUUAUGAACCGGGGGGAUUUGGAUCACUCGGGCGAUUUCUUGAAAUCCUUAUCUCUUCUGACUAAAGGGAUCUUGUCUUUGCCGGUAAACUUGCCUGGGACGACUCUAAACCGCGCUGUGGGAGGAGGGAGAGUGGUGCGCCGCGAGCUGCUGAGGAUCGUGCAGGAGAGGAGGGCGGCCGAGAGCGAGGGAGAGGACCUUCUGUCCAAGAUGGUGGUGGCAACUAAUCAAGAUGGGGAAUAUAUGAGUGAUAGCACGAUUGUUAAUGUCUUUAUUGGUUUGCUUAUUGGCGCCGAGUAUGAACUUUCUUCAUUGAUCACUAAUGUCAUUUAUUAUCUUGCCGAGCUUCCCCACAUUUAUCAUCAGGUUUUCGAAGAGCAAAUGGAGAUUGCAAAAUCGAAAGGCCCUAAUGAGUUGCUGGCGAUGGAGGAUUUGGAGAAGAUGAAGUACACGUGGAACGUCGUGCGCGAAUGCAUGAGGCUAACUCCCCCUUCCAUAGGAGGUAUUAGUGAGAGCAUUGCUGAAUUCACCUAUGCAGGUUUCACCAUUCCUAAAGGAUGGAAGGUAUUGUGGACGCCUCAUUCAUCCCACAUGAACUCCAACUACUUCCCGGAGCCGGAGAAGUUUGAUCCGUUGCGGUUUGAGGGGAGUGGUCCGGAACCUUACACCUACGUUCCAUUUGGAGGAGGACCGCGUAUGUGCCCCGGGAGAAACUAUGUUAGGCUUGUAGUAUUGGUGUUCACCCACAAUUUGGUGAAACGGUUUAGACUUGAAAAGGUCAUUCCAAAUGAGAAGAUGGUAUUCAGCGUUUCGCCUGCACCGGCUUCCGGCCUUCCCCUUCGCGUCCAUCCUCAUUAAAAACAGAUCAAUCGAUCUCAUCUCGGUCAAUUGUCUUGAGUUACUAUAGCUUGAUUGUUGUGUUUAAGGCCUAUAUUUGGCUCGUUUUAAAUGUCAAUCAUGCAAAUUGUGUUCUUAAAUUGCAUAAUUUAUUCUCCGUCUGUACCAACUAAGAUGACACACUUUCAUUUUUAAUUUGUCCCAAAUAAAAUGACA
Messenger RNA from Salvia splendens (bonfire salvia), 1621 nucleotides. RefSeq names its product beta-amyrin 6-beta-monooxygenase. Lineage: Eukaryota; Viridiplantae; Streptophyta; Magnoliopsida; Lamiales; Lamiaceae. Gene Ontology annotation, biological process: sterol metabolic process. Gene Ontology annotation, molecular function: iron ion binding; heme binding; oxidoreductase activity, acting on paired donors, with incorporation or reduction of molecular oxygen. Bases 17 to 1426 code for a protein of 469 amino acids. The record is from RefSeq and is a predicted model, not a curated record. The transcript has 4 exons.